GUGUGUUUUUGAGCUAGUGAUCCUCGCUAUCGAGUGGAAACCCCCUUUUUAUAUGAUACGAGCAGGCUAAUGGCUGGUUUAGUCACGGCAGUGCAACGUCAAGGAUCUACCGCGGAAGGUGGAAAGAAGGAAUUGAGCCAUUCCAUUAUCCUCUUCGGUCGCCUACGUCUGCCGGGGCGGCUCCAUCUUUCUCUCCUCCGUCAUCUUUCGAACCACAGCAGAAGGGCGAUCAAUGACCCCCCGCCUACUCAGCACCAGACGACUCAACCUUUUAUUCAUCCGAAGCGAGACGACGCGGCCUUGACGGAGACGAGGAAUGUUUGCACGCCUUGCAUGGGUAUGGCUCGCAGCCACCUCUGUCUCGGGAGCCUACGUGCAAUGGCAGCACUGCGACGGCCCGGCAACCCAUCUCGAUGUCUUCGUCCCAGGGAGCGUGUCCGCCACUUUGGUGCCGUCGAACGACGGCCGCGAGAAUCUUCUUACCCUGCGGGCUGGGCGGUGGAUAGAAGCGGCCGAAUGCCAAAAGCUUUCUGCUAUGGUGCCCGCCGCGACAAUCCAAGUCAAAAUGCUCGGGCGGUCUUCAGCAUACCGCACCACAACAAAUGCGACGUGCGAGAAACUAGACUUUUCCAAGAAUCGGGCCUCGCCCCUGGCACAUCCCGUCAGUCUCUACGUAUCCAUUGCCAACGAUAUUGGCCCUUUGCCCCCGUUGUCGACCUUUCACAUCACUUUCCAUCUGGAGGGGAAUGAUUCAGAAGAGAUCACCUGCCAACAGGCCAACAUCACACCGGCUCUCAGUCCAGCCAUCUCCUCCGCCAUCACUUACUCGGCGUGGGCUCUCUUCAUCUUCGUGCUCCUCGUCGGCAUCGCACGCUCCGUCUCCAGUACCCCGAUCAAUUUCGAUAAUGAUGAACUGCGCCCAGUUCGGUCAGUCCUCCCGAAUGUCGGGGACUGUCUUCAGUACUUUCAGUUCAUUUUUUUGACUGGUGGGCUCAACCUGCGGUACCCCGGUUUCUAUCAACCCGUUGUCAGUCAUCUCAACUGGUGGUCUCUUGUUGUCAACGGCCCAAUCACCCAUGGGCAAGUGUACAAAGGUGUGGAAGAUGGGAUCUACGUGCUGAACGGCACCUAUGGCGGCACCUAUGGUUUGGAGUUGAUGACCCAGAUUGCUGGCGCCCCCAUGUCGAUGGACACCUGGCUCAACAUGGUCAUUCUUGUGUUCACCGUUGCAGCUAGCAUUGCCUUGGUUCUCAGGGUCUCCUGGCUUGUGAGCAGGAACCGCAGCUCAGACAACAGGCCGUCUCAAUCGAGCCAUGGGAUGCGGCAGGCCUGCAACCGUACCUUGCGUGUCGUACUGUCGUACUUCAUGUUUCCUCUGGUGGCUUUAUCCUUUUACCAGCUCGAUCAAGCCUCGUGGCUGCCUGUUUAUCACACAAGUCUGGCCGCCACGCUCAUCGUCGCUAUCAUGGCUGCCUUUGUCUGGCUCGUUCGGCAAAUCCCAACACGCAACCUAGGCGCUCUCCUCUUCGACAGCACCAAACGAUACAGACAGCUGCCUCCUUCCGAAGACUUCCAGCGGCAUGACGAGAGGUUCAUUUUUAUCAUUUUUACUCUCACUUUCGUUCGGGGCGCUGUCGUUGGCGGGUUGCAGAUUUCCGGCGUGGCGCAACUGGCUGUUCUUGGGGCUUGCGAGCUGGUUUUGCUUGCUAGCAUUGCCGGGUUCCAGGCGUACUCGACAUUUUCGGUCGGAAGCAUCGCAGCUACCAUCAGGCUCUGCAGCUUGGUGUUUCUGGUCGCUUUUCUGCCUGGAAUUGCCACCACCGGUAUCAAGAGUGCCAUCGGGUACUUGCUCCUAAGUAUUCAUGCCGGUAUGCUUGUGCUUGGGUUUCUCGUCCCCGCAGCUUGUGAUCUUGCCAACAUCGUCAAAACCUGGUGGACAGCGCCAAAGCCCGAUGUAGGUUUACGGGCUUCGUGAGCUACGUCGGCGUGAUAUGUCGCCAUCAAAUCUGGCCUCCAUGUAUACUACUGCCAACGAGCUCGACACAUCAUAUCCAGAACCGCAUGAUGUUGAAGAGCCCAACGCAGUCUCCUUGCGGCCGACAUAUAGGCCAGGCAGCCCCAGCACUAUGCGCCUGAGCCAUUCGACCGCUUCAAGUCGCUACUUUCGAUUACCACGGUCGAGCGCAUCCC
Messenger RNA from Colletotrichum navitas, 2190 nucleotides. RefSeq lists its product as uncharacterized. The coding region runs from base 317 to 1975 and encodes 552 amino acids. The record is from RefSeq and is a predicted model, not a curated record. Gene Ontology annotation, biological process: transmembrane transport. Lineage: Eukaryota; Fungi; Ascomycota; Sordariomycetes; Glomerellales; Glomerellaceae. Gene Ontology annotation, cellular component: membrane. The transcript has 2 exons.